AUGGCCAGCAGACGUGGGUUGAUGCAAGCCCUGAAGGAAAGUGGGACCUCAAAGGUUGUUCGAUACCUUGCGGCUGAUCAAACUGUUCCCUCUGUUGAAAAAGCAGUCCUCGUUUAUGGAUCGGAAGUUCCAAAAGCAAGGAGUUCUUUCAAUGUGCCUAGGGUUGUUAAAUGUGGAAACAGGUGUGCCCAUUUUGCCUUUACAGUUCCUGAGAAGAGAGAAAACUACAGGGUGCUGAUGCAAUCAGAUAGGGCACUGGAGGAGUUGGCAUUGUGUAGAGACGACGAAUUAAAGGAAUAUUGCCAAGGUAGUAAGCUAUAUGUUGAUGAAGAGCGGCAAAUAUUUCCAUAUGCCCUGGCUUAUGCAGGGUUUCAGUUUGGACAGUUCGCUGGCCAGCUUGGUGACGGGCGCGUCGCAAAUCUUUUCGACAUAAAAGAUCGCAAUGGGAACUACCAAACGUUACAAAUAAAAGGCAGUGGCCUGACACCAUUUUCAAGGUUUGCAGAUGGGAAGGCGAUAUUGUCGGCUAGCAUUCGUGAGUACGUAAUUUCUGAAACUUUAAAUGCGGUUGGAAUUCCGAGCACAAGAGCGGUUCAGUUGACUUUAUUGCCUGGCACAAAGGCCAGGAGAACAAUUUAUGAGCCAUGCGCGUCAGUUACUCGGUUUUCGCCCUCGUGGAUUCGGAUUGGGAAUUUUGAUUUAUUCAGAUGGAGGGGAGAUGACAAUGGCAUGCUUCGUCUGGCAGAUUUCUGUAUAAAUGAAGUUUUUGACGGUGGGAGAAUGUUCCCAAAGGAACUUCCAAUCGAUGCAUUUGUUGAGGACUUGUUCCCAGAUCCCGAAGAGAAGAACCAGGCUCCUGUGGAGCCUACUUCUAAUCAUUCUGAGGGGCUGAAUGGAUCCAGUACUGUAUAUGAGCAUUUUUACAGGCACGUGGUUAACUUGAAUGCUGAAUGUGUUGCCUAUUGGCAGGCAUAUGGAUUCUGUAACGGUGUGUUGAACACAGAUAAUGUCUCUAUCAUGGGUUUAUCGAUGGAUUUUGGGCCCUUUGCGUUUAUGGAUAAAUUCAAGCCUAACUAUACUCCAAAUCACGAUGACAUCGAGCGCCGGUACGCUUACGCAAAUCAACCCCAGGUGAUGUGGUGGAACCUAACGAAGCUUGGUGAAGCCUUGAUACUAUUACUGGGUGCUGGAAGUAAACAUAUUGAAGCUAUCAAGGCAUUGAAAUCAAGAGCUGAGCUCACAGAUUCCGUAGUGGAGGAUAUUUCUGCGCGAGCAAGUGCAGUUAUAAGGAACGCUGGUAACGAGUUCAAAUUUCGCUUUACCCUAAAAUAUGUGGAAUUAAUGGCGAAACGUCUCGGUAUCGAAAUGGAGUUCCCUGAGAUGAAGACUGAAAAUCUUGAUAUUAUAACCGAAAAGGCGUCCGAUUUUAUUGAAAGGGUACUGAAGCCUUUUCUUUCGAUUCUUCAAGAAACUGAAGUUGAUUACAACAAUAGUUUUGUAAGCUUGCAAAACUACAAAGGUCCAUUCGUUGACGAAGCUAACGGUAUUGAAGGGCUUGACGAAGAAUUCGUUGCCAUAUUCUUCAAUGAAAAACAAAGGGAGAGUCUGAAGAAUAAUAAGCGUAUCGGUGUUGACGAUGGGGGAGAGUCCGUGAAGUUAUUUGAAACGUUGGAGUCAUUAAAGAAAUGGACACUGGUUUACUAUACACUAGUUCAGGAUUACAGCGCAAGACUAGAUAUUCAGCGAGCCGUAAACCCGCUCUUUUUACCAAGAAAUUACAUUUUCGACGAGGUUAUUGACAAACUAAGCGACCAGAGAGAAGCUAUAUCAGAUCCUAACAGCGAAUUAGACAUAAGCGCGCUAGAAAAAUUAUUCCACAUAAGCACUAACCCAUAUGAAGCGUCUCUAUGGCCUCAGGUUCUAGAGGACUCUACAAUCGAAAGAUGGACGGAAGGUACAACAAAUAUGAAUGAUGGGGAUUGUAUGACUCAAUGUGGCUGUUCUAGUUAA
Eremothecium sinecaudum is the source of this 2010-nucleotide messenger RNA. It is a transcript of the gene FMP40, whose product is annotated as Fmp40p. The transcript has a single exon. NCBI's taxonomy places the organism in Eukaryota, Fungi, Ascomycota, Saccharomycetes, Saccharomycetales, Saccharomycetaceae. Bases 1 to 2010 code for a protein of 669 amino acids. The record is from RefSeq and is a predicted model, not a curated record.